Penicillium robsamsonii is the source of this 333-nucleotide messenger RNA. RefSeq names its product Dabb family protein. The transcript is spliced from 3 exons. The record is from RefSeq and is a predicted model, not a curated record. Bases 1 to 333 code for a protein of 110 amino acids. NCBI's taxonomy places the organism in Eukaryota, Fungi, Ascomycota, Eurotiomycetes, Eurotiales, Aspergillaceae.
AUGGGACUUGUCCAUAUUGUGAUGAUCUCGUUCAAAGAAGAGGUGACGCCGGAACAAGUGGAAGGCGUAAACCGUCGCUUUCUCUCCCUCAAGGACCAAUGUGUACGCGCCGAGUCCGAAACACCAUAUAUCACCAACCAAAUGGCAGGCAAAGAUAUCAGUGUUGAAAACAGAGCAGGGGGAUUCACUCAUGUUUAUGUUACGCAAUUCGACAACGAGGAGGAUAGAGAUUAUUAUCUGAGAAAGGAUGCGGCACAUGCGGAGUUUGGGAAUAUUGUGGGACCUUUGUUCGAGUCGGCGCAGGUGAAUGAUUUUGUUCCGGGUGCGUUCUGA